AUGACGAUCAUAGAGCACUUUCUUCUAUUCCUCAUCACUACAAUCCUUAUUACACUAUGCGUAAAUGCUCUAAAAGAUUGUGAAGAUUGUGGCCACAUCAAAGUGCCAUACCCACUAAGCACUUCUCCAAAUUGUGGGGACCCAAAUUACAAGAUUAGAUGCAAUUCCGGCAUGCUUUGGUUCGACACAAUCAAUGGUUCCUCAUACAUUAUCACCUCGAUCAAUCCCACGUUGCAGCGUCUUGUGAUUCAGCCACCGGGUUUGGCCAACAACACGUGCAUGUCACGUGAUUUCAAGAACGAAGGGAUGUGGCUUGACACAAACUCACCCUUCAACAUUACUUCAAGUAACACUUUGAUCCUCAUGAACUGCUCCCUUGAGAUCUUGACCAUGCUGUUUAACUGUUCCUCGACCAGCAUUUGCCAUAAGUACAUUGAGGAGGGCAAUGCGGUAAUUUCUAAGAAUUGUGGCGUGACGAGCCACGCCUCGAAAUUAUGUUGUGAUGUAAAGACCGGUGGGUCUGCUACUUCACAUAGGAUUAGGGUUAGGGAAGAUCGUUGUGCUGCAUAUGCUAGCUUUCCCAAUUUGGAUCCCUCUUUGCCUGUGAGUAUGUGGCGGCCGGGGGUGGAGAUAGAGUGGCAGCUGCCGGCCGAGCCGUCGUGCAAGGUAGCGGGGAAUUGCUUGGAUGUGGCAAACUCUCGUUGUUUGCCGGAUCCCGUGGCAGGUGGAGAAGGUAAGUGCUUGUGCAAUGCUGGCUUUCAAUGGGAUCCGGUGAAUGGAAAAUGCCAAGAUACCAAGUGUCAGCAUGGAAGAGGAUGCAAGCUUCGUAAGAAAUCCCCGCUUAUUGGAGGGUUGAUAUUGGCUGGGACUAUCAUGGUAGCAGGAGCUUUGUUCACUGUAAUGGGCUAUUACUUUCAGAGGAAAAGGAUCAAAAGAGAGAUCCAAAAAAGAAUAACAAGCAAGGCACACUUCGUACUCAACUCAGACAACAAUGGUAGAUCUGCAAAAGUUUUCACCAUAAAGGAAAUCACAAAAGCAACCAACAACUUCUCGAAAUCCAACCUCCUCGGCGCCGGCGGCUUCGGCGAGGUAUUCAAAGGUGUUCUGAACGACGGAACCGUCACAGCCAUCAAGAGAGCAAAGCAUGGCAACAUAAGAGGCAUUGAUCAAAUCCUCAAUGAGGUUAAGAUCCUUUGCCAGGUCAACCAUAGAAGCUUAGUGAGGCUUUUGGGUUGUUGUGUUGAGCUUCCAAAUGAGCCUCUUCUUAUAUAUGAGUAUGUCUCCAAUGGCACCCUCUUUGACCACCUUCACAACAGGAACUCCAGCAAAUGGAUCCGUCUUGGGUGGCAUUCAAGGCUAAGAAUCGCACACCAAACAGCUGAAGGACUUGCGUAUCUUCACGAUGCAGCCAUACCCAAAAUCUACCAUAGAGAUAUCAAGUCAAGCAACAUUCUCUUGGACGAAAAACUCGACGCAAAGGUCUCAGAUUUCGGGCUUUCGAGGUUAGCGGCCAGCGAAGCGACCCACGUGACAACCUGCGCUCAAGGGACACUGGGCUACCUUGACCCAGACUACUACGUGAACUUUCAGCUCACAGAGAAAAGUGAUGUGUAUAGCUUCGGUGUUGUUCUGUUAGAGCUACUGUGUUCUAAGAAGGCUAUUGAUUUCAAUAGAGAAGAGGGGGAUGUGAAUUUGGUUGUUAUGGUGAAGAAGGCCUUGAAGGAAGGGAUGUUAAUGGAUAAAGUGGUUGAUCCAAUGCUGAAAAUUGGAGCUAGUAAGUUGGAGUUGGAGAGUAUGAGGGCUUUUGGGUCUCUUGCUGUUGGGUGCUUGGAUGAUAGAAGGGACAAUAGGCCCUCAAUGAAAGAUGUUGCUAACGAGAUUGAGUGCAUUAUUGGUAUUUUUGCUGAUGCUAAGGCUAUGGGGUAUUAA
This is a messenger RNA of Arachis duranensis, 1929 nucleotides long. RefSeq names its product wall-associated receptor kinase-like 20. The record is from RefSeq and is a predicted model, not a curated record. Gene Ontology annotation, molecular function: polysaccharide binding; ATP binding; protein kinase activity. Gene Ontology annotation, biological process: protein phosphorylation. The transcript has 4 exons. NCBI's taxonomy places the organism in Eukaryota, Viridiplantae, Streptophyta, Magnoliopsida, Fabales, Fabaceae. Bases 1 to 1929 code for a protein of 642 amino acids.